This is a messenger RNA of Drosophila teissieri, 817 nucleotides long. RefSeq names its product INO80 complex subunit C. Lineage: Eukaryota; Metazoa; Arthropoda; Insecta; Diptera; Drosophilidae. The record is from RefSeq and is a predicted model, not a curated record. The coding region runs from base 43 to 375 and encodes 110 amino acids. Gene Ontology annotation, biological process: chromatin remodeling. The transcript has 2 exons. Gene Ontology annotation, cellular component: Ino80 complex.
GAUUUCUGGCCAUCUCAAUUGCGAGCUUGAAACGUGUGAAAUAUGGAACAAAAUACGAAGCCUAAACGCUCUUUUAAGCGUCCGUUUGCCUUUCCCAAAAACUGUGUUUACCGCCCGCUGCGGCAGAUAAGCAACAUGGAGCGAAGCCAGAAGCUGCCCGCCGAACGACCCACCUACUUCACGCUCAAUGCACCGCCCUCGUUGGUUCCGGCCAAGAAGUACUCCGAUAUCAGCGGCUUGCCCGCUCCCUAUGCCGAUCCGCACACGAAACUGAGGUUCGCCAACGCCGACGAGUACGCGUCCAUGCAGCACAUGCCCUCGGACAUCAUCAAUGGCUACCUCACAGUGCGCGGCUACACGAGCGCCGUGGGAUAGUUCAAUGGAUCCAUAUACUGCAUAUAUCCCAUGUACUCGCUGUGUUCCGCCCCUGUAGACCUUGCGAUCCGACUACCACUCAUAAUGGGCAAUUACAGCGCUGCUGACCUUACUCUUACUGACAUUGCGUGCGAGGCUGUUGCUUUCAAGUGAUUUGAUGACUGCUUCCCGGCUGUAACACCGCGUUCAAGGGGAGUUACAUCCACAAUUACCAUAUAUGCAUAGGCUACCUAUAAGGAGAUGAUCUCUGUAAAUUGGCUAUAGAGAUUUGUCGCUAGUUUGACCGCAACAUUAGAUUAAGUCCAAGGUGAGGUAAAUACCUUGGGCGCUUAAAAUUGUCAAAAUUAACAAAACAGUUGCCACAUAGAUCCUAAUGGGAAAAACAAAUAUUUAAACAGCCGAUUCGUGCCAAGUUUGUAGUUCGCAAUGAAAGACUCACAGA